GGGAAAGGGGGGUGGUGGAGGAAAAUCGCAUCGCUAGUGGUGUUUUGGUUUUGGCUGGAAGGCUGUGCCCACGCGAGACCGCUCCGGCCGCUGCUCACCUCGGGGGAAAGUGGAGCCGGGGGUUUUCCUCCCGCUCCCCAUCGCUCUGGAUCGCGGCCGGGGACCCGGCUGGGGCGUGGGGAGGCCCGUCGCGAGAUGUACCAGAGUUUAGCCAUGGCAGCGAACCCCGGCCCUCCGGCGUACGAGGGGGCAGGUGGCUUCAUGCACAGCGCGGCCGCAGCGUCCCCGGUCUAUGUGCCCACCACGAGAGUCACCUCCAUGCUCCCCAGCCUGCCCUACCUCCAGAGCAGCGGCUCUUCCCAGCAAGGCAGCCCCGUCUCCAGCCACUCCAUCUGGACUCAACCCGGAGCCGAAAGCGCCGCUUACAAUCCCGGAUCUUCUCACCCUCCCGUGUCACCUCGGUUCUCCUUCUCCACCAGCACCCCCAUCCCUGCCACCUCUUCCCGGGAAGCGGCGGCGGCUUACAGCGGCUCCUUGAACCUUUCUGCUAACGGGAGGGAGCAGUACAGCAGGGGCUUCGGCAGCUCCUACUCCAGCCCCUACCCGGCCUAUAUGAGCCCCGAAAUGGCCACGACCUGGACUUCCUCGCCCUUCGACAGCCCGAUGCUGCACAACCUGCAGAGCCGAGGGACGCCCGCGGCCGCCCGGCACGCCAACAUCGCAGAAUUCUUUGACGAUUAUUCCGAGGGGCGAGAAUGUGUCAACUGUGGGGCCAUGUCCACCCCGCUCUGGAGGAGGGAUGGUACGGGGCACUACCUCUGCAAUGCCUGCGGGCUCUACCACAAGAUGAACGGCAUCAACCGGCCCCUGUUCAAACCCCAGAGGAGGCUGUCGGCAUCUCGCCGUGUCGGCCUCUCCUGUGCCAACUGCCACACGACCACAACCACACUGUGGCGCAGGAACGCCGAGGGAGAGCCCGUCUGCAACGCCUGUGGACUCUACAUGAAGCUCCAUGGGGUUCCAAGGCCUUUAGCAAUGAGAAAAGAGGGCAUUCAGACGAGGAAGCGCAAGCCGAAGAACCUUAACAAAACAAAGACACCAGCAGGCCCAUCCAGCAGCGAGAGUCUUACCCCGACCACCAGCUCCACCAGCAGCAGCAGCAGCGCCACGACCACCGAGGAAAUGCGGCCCAUAAAAACCGAGCCCGGGCUCUCAUCUCACUACGGGCACCCCAGCCCGGUUUCUCAGGCAUUCUCAGUCUCUGCCAUGUCUGGCCAUGGAUCCUCCAUUCAUCCUGUGAUCUCAGCUCUGAAGCUUUCCCCACAGGGUUACCAGUCAGCCAUCAGCCAAUCUCCCCAAACCAGCUCCAAACAGGACUCCUGGAACAGCCUGGUGUUAGCUGAGAACCACGGGGACAUCAUAACUGCAUAACCUGGGCUCCCACCCACCAACUUCAGGCUGAUCCGCUCAAGAGAUGAAGAAGAUGCCAUGUCAAUGUUGUUUCCCACCUCCCCUGCUCUCCUGCCUUCUCUUUCCUUUGUGAGAUGUUCCAGCAAAGAGGUAAAGAGGACUGAUCUGAGGUCCAGGAGAGCUCUAAUGAAGCAGAGAAGACUAAAAUCUCAAAGUAACUACUGGAUAUGAAGCAUUUUCCCCACUUUAAAUGAGCCUCUGUAUUUGAUUGUCACCACCUUCUAUGAAACACACAGAUGGACCCAGUUCUUGAGUUUUAUUUAAAAAGAUCUGGCAUUUGAGACUCUGACAAUGGUGGAGCAGAGACACUUAUUUUCUUCUGUCACCAUCCAUUCUUUCCCUGACCAGAAGAAAAUGUCACUGUCUUCUCAUUACCCAAAUUCUGUGAUCUUCCACCAAAUGGAGCCAGUUCCAGAACAGUUUGCUGAACAGACUUCACUAGAGAUUCUUUAGUGGCUUUAGUGGAUUUGAUAUGAUCUAGGGCAGAGAAAAAAAGAGACACCUCCCCCUCCUCAGCUCACACAUGUAGAGCACUAUCUUUAUUUUCCUAGAUGGUCUGGAAAGCUGAUGAAUGUCUGUAUUUAAUAGUAACUCCUUUCCUAUUUAUCAUUAUGAAAUCAUGGGACUGUGUUUCCAAGAGGUUGUUGGCUCAGCCUGGAGAAGGUCUGUCCAAAGUCAAAGCAGGAUUUUGGAAGAAGGAACCUGCUGGAAGCAGGUAGAGGAGAUCCACGUUGGUAAUCAAAUCCUGGAGGAAACGGCUGGGCUCUUCCCUUAUAGAUAGUAACAAGCCAGGCUUAGAGAUGAUUCAAGUGCACAGCAACUGAAAGAUGCUCUUCUAAUGCUGCUGUGCCAUUGCUUUUGAGACAGAUAAUUUAAUUAUUUUGCCUACUUUUAUGUUGUUUGGAUGUCACUGAUGAAAUCUGUCACUUCUUUUUGGCUGUACUGUGAGUGCCCACUUUCCCCCCUAACAGCUGGCUCGUGACCAUUUCCCACAUCUAAUCCUUUAGGAUUUCACCUUUGGCAACAAGCAAAGGUUCCAGCCUCUAAUGGAGGUGGCAGGGGCCGUUUUCUUUACCAAACAUGUGCACAGACUUGCUUGCCUGCAAGAGAAGCGUAACUCCAUUCCUGUAUGAGUACUAAACAAGACUUGUCUAUUUUCUUGCCCAUAUGGUUCUCAAGAACCAGGGAAUCAUAGCAAAUGGAGUUGGAAGAGGUGCUGAGAGCUCACUGACUCAUUCCCUUUUCCCAAAGGGAUCAAUUCUGCCUAACCCAGCCCUGCCUACUCUGUCUUUAGCAUGUGCUUAACAAACUCCAGCAUUGCAGAUCCCACAGCUCCCCUGUGCAGUCCAAGUGCUUCACCAGAUGCUUGCCAUGGUGUUUUCAUCAAUAUUUCCAAGGAGAGACAGCUUUGCCUGUCUAGGCAGAGAAUUUUUGGGAGACCUUAUCCUACAAGAUUCUUCACCCUUGUUUCUGUCCACUCCCAAACUCUGUGCCCCUUCCUGUCUUCCCAGCUCCUCUCUUUUCCUCCCUGCAUCCAGAACUCGAGUAUGGAACUACCAAGUGAAAAUUUCUAAGAGGGAUUGUGCAUCCCUCCCAAAUGUGCCAUCCUCUGUCUCCUGCUGUUCAACAUUCCCACAGGGAGUGUUUCCACCCAAACACCAGGCUUGGUGAAGAGGAAAAUCACACACAGGUUUGAAGUAAAAGAAGGGCAUUGUGUUGUCUUUGUCUGCACUCACCAUUUUCCUCCUUAGCCUCUCUAAGGAGAAGGAUUCAAUUGGAUUGGUCAUGAGAAAGACUGGGACUGGAACAGCAGAGACCUGGACCCUUCCACAUUCCCUCUGCUCUCCGUAACUCAGAUUGGCAGGGAUUUGGAGGGGUGACAGAGCCUCUGCAAUCCCUAGAGAAAAACACCAUGGCAAUGGUGCCAUGGGAACGGCUGCAUGAUGUUUGCACCAGAGUUUCCACCCUGCCUUGCUGGGCUAAUGUAGUGUUUAGCCUCAUUAGUGCUAAUUACAGAUGAGGAAAAGACAUCUGUGAAACAUGAAUAAAAAUAAAUGAGAUUCUGUGAUUCUGCUCAGGCCUGGCAGGCUGCAGAGAGGAGGAGAAAUAGCACAUAAAAAUAUGAAUUUGGGGUGAAAACACAAAGGUGUUUCUCCAUUGGCGUGAAAUUUUUAACCAGCCUCCUCCUUGAACUAAAUUCCUUUGUAAAUGACACUUGAGCUUUCUUGGGAUCUGCCUGUGAAUUCCUGGCCAUAAUAGAGCACCACAACAUGCAUGAACCACUUGGCUCAUGCACAUAUUGGAGAUACCCAGGACUACCCUGGAUAACCUGAGAGGAAGGGGAGCAAGCGGCCUCUUGGAGACGAGAAGUUCAGAUCAACCCCCUCCCCCAUUUCUCUUUCCAUACUGAUGCUCCCAUUGGUUCUGCCCACCCUGCCUUAUUGCUGUGCUCCUCCUCCUCCCCUCAAAGCCAAAAAUCCCUGACGGAAAUUUUCUCCUGUCCUUAAAACACUCCAAGAUGUCAUAAAGGACUCUGUUUGCAAUGCCAGGGGGGAAAAUCUCUGCAGAACAUAAGUGUGGUUAUGCUCCCUCAGGUUAUCUAAAUGACCACAGCAGAGAUUUAUUAAAUGGUUUUUACCCUUUCUCAAAGCCUUAAAAAUAAUUUUUGAAACAGAGUGAGAAGGAUUCACAAGACCCUAAUGGCAGAACAAGAUGUCUGCUUUCAAAAGGUGAAGCUCUGGGGGCUGUGAGAACAACUUCAGGCUUAGAGGACAACUACUUAGAGGUUGAAUUCAGCUCUUUUGUCCCCCUGUUUGCACCAGAAGCAGUAGAAGUUUGGCUGCACCUGCUUCUGUAGUUCUUUUCAAUCUCCCAAAACUGUUGUAAAGCUAUUUUUGAUCCAGAAACAUUUAUUCUGGCCAACAUUGAUAUCAAGGUGCUUAGAGACUGACUUCAAAUGCAGCGCCAUCAUUUUAGGUGGUGUACAAACUCACCAUAAAUGACAGGUCCUCUCCUUCAGAGCUCAUAAUGAUCAAAUUACAGAGUAAUUUAAAUCAGAAGGGAUGAGAUCAGAUUUCUCAAGGCCCUGCUCAGGCAACUUUUGAAUAUUCCCAAGGAUGGAAACCCUGCCACCUCUCUGAUUUCCUGUUCCAGUGUUUGACUACCCUCAUAGUACAAAUGUUUUUCCACAUAAAUGUUAGAUUAUAAUAAGAGGCAGAAUCACUGGUAAAUUAAUUGCUCAGACUUGGGGAGUCCCAAGCAACAAGUCACUGUGGAAGGUUGAACGUUGUCUCAAAGCCCAGGAAUCACACAAAGCCCCUUCUCAAAGGUGGGAGCUGGGAAGGCCAAUGCAGGAGGACAAACUCUGGAAGUGACAGAUGAAGGGAUACUCAGAAGACAAGAGGAUAAAAGUGCCACCAACUUUCAGGACACUCAGCUCCUUCUAGCAGGAGGGGUAACUCACAAAAUUCCAGGUUCCACCUGAGCUCUGCUUUCCUGCUCAUGAUGGGGGGGAGCAUUUCGAGCCUGCUUUGGUAAUUAAACUAGAUACAAUUAUUAGAGACCCAGACAAGAUAAUUAUUGCUAUUAUUGCUGGAGAAACCUUGUGAGGGCUGUUCCAGGCCAGGUCCUCCACAAAUGCAGGACUGAGAACUAUCCCUGCCCUGAGGAGCGAGAGGGAAGAGCCCACUCCUGCAACACACUUCAGCACUAAUAUAAAUGCAUUUGUGGGACUUGUUCCUAUAGAGAUCAUCACUAAUCAUAAAAAUGUUGAUGCUGAAAGGUAUUGCAGCACAAGGUUUGGUUGUGUCAAACCAGACCUUGGCAAUGGCUCAGGGGCCACCAAAGUGAGAUGAGCAGCUGAAAGGCAGGAUGGGGAGACAGGGUGCUAAAAAGGUCACUUAACCAUUUCCAAACGUCUUUGCUCUUUGUGGAAGUGCAAUAUCUUGAUUCACUUCAGCUAUUAUUUGUAAACUGAUCAGAAGAGAUCCUUGGAUCACUUGCAAUCUUAUGGGCUUAGAUGGAGAGGGUGCAAUCAGGAGGAGCUCAGGAAUAUUGCAAGGGAGCUUUAAAACCAAUCACCAACUCAAUGCAACAUUGAAGCUGUGACUAUGUUUUGUUUUGCCUUUUUUUUCUCCCCAUGUAUAAAGUUUGAAGCUUCCCAUGUCAUCUGGGAAAGUCUCAUGGAAACACACAUUUCUUUGUAAGGGGGAGAGGGAAACCAACCAACUGAACAAGCUGUAAUUAUUUAAAGAUGUAAAAAAAUAUCUAUUAUGAAGUAGUAUGGCUACCAAUCCACGUAACUUCUACACCUUUAGAACUAAUGGAAAUAAAACAAUAAUAGUAAAAUCA
Chiroxiphia lanceolata (lance-tailed manakin) is the source of this 5820-nucleotide messenger RNA. It is a transcript of the gene GATA4, whose product is annotated as GATA binding protein 4. The transcript has 6 exons. Gene Ontology annotation, cellular component: nucleus. The record is from RefSeq and is a predicted model, not a curated record. NCBI's taxonomy places the organism in Eukaryota, Metazoa, Chordata, Aves, Passeriformes, Pipridae. Gene Ontology annotation, biological process: negative regulation of transcription by RNA polymerase II; cell fate commitment; positive regulation of transcription by RNA polymerase II. The coding region runs from base 196 to 1431 and encodes 411 amino acids. Gene Ontology annotation, molecular function: DNA-binding transcription factor activity, RNA polymerase II-specific; zinc ion binding; RNA polymerase II cis-regulatory region sequence-specific DNA binding.